Oryctolagus cuniculus (rabbit) is the source of this 2810-nucleotide messenger RNA. RefSeq names its product androgen receptor (gene AR). Lineage: Eukaryota; Metazoa; Chordata; Mammalia; Lagomorpha; Leporidae. Gene Ontology annotation, molecular function: steroid binding; nuclear receptor activity; zinc ion binding. Gene Ontology annotation, cellular component: nucleus. Gene Ontology annotation, biological process: androgen receptor signaling pathway; regulation of DNA-templated transcription. The record is from RefSeq and is marked provisional.
AUGGAGGUGCAGUUGGGGCUCGGGAGGGUUUACCCCCGGCCGCCGUCCAAGACCUAUCGAGGAGCUUUUCAGAAUCUGUUCCAGAACGUGCGCGAAGUAAUCCAGAACCCGAGCCCCCGGCACCCUGAGGCCGCGAGCGCAGCACCUCCCGGCGCCCGUUUGCAGCAGCAGCAACAGCAGCAGCAGCAGCAGCAGCAGCAGCAGCAGCAGCAGCAGGAGACCAGCCCCCGCCAGCAGCAGCAGCAGCAGCAGACUGAGGAUGGCUCUCCUCAAGCCCAGAUCAGAGGCCCCACGGGCUACCUGGCCCUGGAGGAGAGACAACAGCCUUCACAUCAGCAGCCAGCCCCCGAGGGCCGUCCUGAGAACAGCUGCGUCCCAGAGCCUGGAGCCGCUGUAGCCGGCGGUAAGGGGCUGCCGCAGCAGCCGGCAGCACCUCCGGACGAGGAUGACUCAGCUGCCCCAUCCACGUUGUCCCUGCUGGGCCCCACUUUCCCGGGCUUAAACAGCUGCUCUGCCGACCUUAAAGACAUCCUGAGCGAGGCCAGCACCAUGCAACUGCUUCAGCAGCAGCACCACCACCACCAGCAGCAGCAGGACGCGGCAACUGAAGGCAGCAGCGGGAGAGCGAGGGAGGCCGCUGGGGCUUCCACCUCCUCCAAGGACAGUUACCUAGGGAGCACCUCUGUCAUCUCCGACAGCGCCAAGGAGUUGUGUAAGGCAGUGUCGGUGUCCAUGGGCUUGGGUGUGGAGGCGUUGGAGCAUCUGAGUUCUGGAGAACAGCUUCGGGGAGAUUGCAUGUAUGCUCCGCUCCUGGGAGGUCCACCCGUUGUGCGUCCCACUCCCUGCCUCCCGCUGGUGGAAUGCAAAGGUUCCCUGCUGGACGAUGGCCCAGGUAAGGGCACUGAAGAGACUGCUGAGUAUACCCCUUUCAAGGGAGGUUACAACAAGGGGCUAGAAGCCGAGAGCCUGGGUUGCUCUGGCAGCGGUGAAGCAGGGAGCUCCGGGACACUUGAACUUCCGUCCACCCUGUCUCUCUACAAGUCCGGAACUCUGGACGAAGCAGCAGCGUACCAGACUCGUGACUAUUACAACUUUCCGCUGGCCCUGGCCGGGCAGCCACCACCUCCUCAUCCCCACGCUCGCAUCAAGCUGGAGAACCCGCUUGACUACGGCAGCGCCUGGGCGGCCGCCGCAGCACAGUGCCGCUAUGGGGACCUGGCAAGCCUGCACGGCGGGGGUGCAGCGGGACCCGGCUCCGGCUCACCCUCAACCGCCGCUUCCUCUUCCUGGCACACACUCUUCACAACCGAAGAAGGCCAGCUGUAUGGGCCCUGUGGCGGGGGCGGCGGCAGUGGCCCUGGCGAGGCAGGGGCCGUGGCUCCCUAUGGCUACACUCGGCCACCUCAGGGGCUGACUGGACAGGAAGGAGACUUUCCCGCACCCGAAGUGUGGUAUCCCGGCGGCGUGGUGAGCAGAGUGCCCUAUCCCAAUCCCAGCUGUGUCAAAAGCGAGAUGGGACCCUGGAUGGAGAGCUAUUCUGGACCUUACGGGGACAUGCGUUUGGAGACUGCUAGGGACCACGUUUUGCCCAUCGACUAUUACUUUCCACCCCAGAAGACCUGCCUGAUCUGCGGAGAUGAAGCUUCUGGCUGUCACUAUGGAGCUCUCACUUGUGGAAGCUGCAAGGUCUUCUUCAAAAGAGCCGCUGAAGGGAAACAGAAGUACCUGUGUGCCAGCAGAAAUGAUUGCACCAUUGACAAAUUCCGAAGGAAAAAUUGUCCUUCUUGCCGUCUCCGGAAAUGCUACGAAGCAGGAAUGACUCUGGGAGCACGGAAGCUGAAGAAACUUGGAAAUCUGAAACUGCAAGAGGAAGGCGAGUCUUCCAGUGCCAGCAGCCCCACUGAAGACACAACUCAGAAGCUGACAGUAUCACACAUGGAAGGCUAUGAGUGUCAGCCCAUCUUCCUCAAUGUCCUGGAAGCCAUUGAGCCAGGUGUGGUGUGUGCUGGACACGACAACAAUCAGCCCGACUCCUUCGCAGCCUUGCUCUCGAGCCUCAAUGAACUGGGCGAAAGACAACUUGUCCAUGUGGUCAAGUGGGCCAAGGCCUUGCCUGGCUUCCGUAACUUGCAUGUGGAUGACCAGAUGGCAGUCAUCCAGUACUCCUGGAUGGGACUCAUGGUGUUUGCCAUGGGCUGGCGAUCCUUCACCAAUGUCAACUCCAGGAUGCUGUAUUUUGCCCCUGACCUGGUUUUCAAUGAGUACCGUAUGCACAAGUCCCGGAUGUACAGCCAGUGUGUCCGAAUGAGGCACCUCUCUCAAGAGUUUGGAUGGCUCCAAAUAACGCCCCAGGAAUUCCUGUGCAUGAAAGCCUUGCUGCUCUUCAGCAUUAUUCCAGUGGAUGGGCUGAAAAAUCAAAAAUUCUUUGAUGAACUUCGAAUGAACUACAUCAAGGAACUCGAUCGUAUCAUUGCAUGCAAACGAAAAAAUCCCACAUCCUGCUCAAGGCGCUUCUACCAGCUCACCAAGCUCCUGGACUCUGUGCAGCCUAUUGCAAGAGAGCUGCACCAGUUCACUUUUGACCUGCUUAUUAAGUCUCACAUGGUGAGCGUAGACUUUCCAGAAAUGAUGGCAGAGAUCAUCUCUGUGCAAGUGCCCAAGAUUCUUUCUGGGAAAGUCAAGCCCAUCUAUUUCCACACGCAGUGAAGCUUUGGAAGUGUCCAUUUCCCUAACUCCACCGCACUCCUUUUUUCUGAUGUCUUCUGCCUGUUAUAACUGCACUACUUCUCUGCAGUGCCUUGGGGAAUUCC